GUUUUCACACGCUGGCUUCGGCUCUCCCAGCUAUAAUAUUAUCUAUCCAACCAUAUGAUAUGCAUGUGUUUCUCGCUCUAUAGGCUAACAUAUAUCUACCUCUCUCUCUCUCUGUCUCUGUCGAUCUCUCUCUCUUACGUCUUUGGUGUCGUCGUCGUCUUCCUCUUCCUCGCUCGCUGCCGUUUUCCCUUCCCUACCUUGGAGUUUUCUCCUCCUCCUCCUCUCUGUGGCGACUUGUCCACCAUCUCCUCCUCAUCUUCCUUCUUCUCCUUCUCUUCUCUUCUUGCUGCAGCGACAAGGAUAACCCGUGCGUCUGUUCUUUGUUCGUUCGUUUCUUUCUUCUGUCUGAAAGAAAUCAAUCAAUCAAUCAAUCAAACGGAGGAGGAGGAGGAGAAGAAACCAAGAACAAACGUGAAGAGCAGGCUGCAGCUCUCCAAGGUUUCUGCAAGGAUAGCGAAAAUUUGUAGCAAGGUACCACCAGAUCUAGUGGCAAACCAUGAUGAGCAAUCUUAAGCUUGGGGUCGAGGUUACCAGUGCCCAUGACCUCCUCCCGAAAGAGCAGGGCACAUCCAACCCCUUUGUCGAGAUCGAAUUUGAUGACCAGAAGUUCCGCACAGCCAUCAAAGACAGGGACAUCAACCCCGUCUGGAACGAGCAGUUCUACUUCAACAUAUCUGAUCCAUCCCGCCUCCAAGAGAAAGACCUCGAAGCAUAUGUGUACCAUGUAAACCGCACCAGCAAUUCCAAGACUUGUCUUGGCAAGGUUCGGAUCUCUGGCACAUCCUUCGUCAGCCAAUCAGAUGCCACACCUCUUCACUACCCUCUGGAGAAGCGCACCAUCAUAUCCCGUGCUCGCGGUGAGCUCGGUCUCAGGGUGUUCCUUACAGAUGACCCAUCAGUGAGAGUGUCUGCACCAGGUCAGGAGUUUGAUUUCAUAAGCACGCCUACCACUGCCCAGGAGCAGGCAGCCACCAAUGUCAUUCCAAAUCCUUUCCAGGAGACCAGAGCAGACCAAGUGAGGCAAUUCCAACACUUGCCAAAAGAACAGCACCGGCCACAGCCAAUGACUGCCCAGCCAUACUACCCUGAAAGCUCAUACGCACAACAACAGCAGCAGCAGCAGCAACAGAAAAGCUACUCUGCUGUCGGGAACAAAGCCGAAGGCCCUCCACCUCCGGUCAUGAGGAUGUUUGCUCAAGGUUCACAGCAGCCUGUAGACUUCCAGCUGAAGGAAACAAGCCCAACACUUGGUGGCGGACGUGUUAUCGGAGGCCGGGUGAUCCCCGGUGAAAAGGCUGGGGGUGCAUACGACCUUGUUGAGAAGAUGCAGUACCUAUUUGUGCGUGUGGUUAAGGCUCGUGACCUGCCCAACAUGGACAUCACCGGGAGCCUCGAUCCUUACGUUGAGGUGCACCUCGGAAACUACAAAAUGAAAACAAGGUACUUUGAGAAGAACCAGAGGCCUGAGUGGGAUGAGGUGUUUGCAUUCCCUAGGGAAGUCAUGCAGUCAACGUCGCUUGAAGUUGUCGUCAAGGACAAGGAUAUUCUUCGAGAUGACUAUGUUGGCAGGGUGAUGAUUGAUCUGAAUGAGGUACCAGUAAGGGUCCCUCCUGACAGCCCAUUGGCACCAGAAUGGUAUCGACUUGUAGGGAAGGAUGGGCACAGGGACAGAGGGGAGCUGAUGCUGGCUGUCUGGUACGGAACUCAAGCAGAUGAGUGCUUCCCCAGUUCCAUCCAUGCAGGAUCAACACCAGUUGAUUCACAUCUUCACAAUUACAUCCGCGGGAAGGUCUACCCUGUGCCCAGGAUGUGGUAUGUGAGGGUCCAUGUAAUCGAGGCACAAGAUAUAAUUCCAAUGGAGAACCACAUACCUGAUGUAUUUGUUAAGGUGAGGCUGGGACACCAGAUGCUGAAAACAAGGCCAGCUCGUUCACCAACCAGAAACUUCAUGUGGAACGAGGAGAUGAUUUUUGUCGCAGCAGAGCCUUUCGAGGAGGACUUGAUCAUAUCAAUAGAAGAUCGAGUUGCACCGAACAAGGAUCAAGCGAUUGGUGAACUUUUGUUACCUCUCGCAAGGCUUCCAAGGAGAGCUGACCACAAACCAAUACGGCCAGCAUGGUUUGAUCUCAGAAGGCCAGGACUGAUUGAUCUGAACCAACUAAAGGAGGAUAAGUUCUAUGCAAAGGUGCACCUUCGUAUUUGCCUUGAAGGUGGGUACCAUGUGCUCGAUGAGUCAACACAGUACUGCAGUGAUCUCCGGCCAACAAUGAAGCAGCUGUGGAAGCCACCAAUCGGGCUGCUUGAAGUUGGCAUCCUCAGUGCAAACGGACUCAUCCCAACAAAGACCAGGCAUGAACGGGGGUCAUGCGAUGCAUAUUGUGUUGCCAAGUAUGGUCAGAAAUGGGUGCGAACACGCACUAUUGUUGACAAUUUGAACCCUAGAUUCAAUGAGCAGUACACAUGGGAUGUCUUUGACCAUGGGACAGUGCUCACCAUUGGUUUAUUUGACAACUGCAUACACAUGGACAGCAACCACAGUAGUUCCCAUGGCAAUAUGGAUAAGCCCAUCGGGAAAGUGAGAAUCCGGCUUUCAACUCUUGAGACUGGGAGGGUGUACACACAUACAUAUCCGUUGCUUGUCCUCCACCCAUCAGGAGUUAAGAAAAUGGGUGAACUCCACCUUGCUAUCAGGUUCUCAGCCACAUCCCUUCUCAAUGUGUUCUUCACAUACUCCCGGCCUCUCUUGCCCAAGAUGCACUAUGCGCAACCACUGUCAAUAGUGCAGCAGGAAAUGCUGCGCCACCAAGCUGUGCAGCUUGUUGCACAGCGUCUAGGGCGCAUGGAGCCACCAGUUCGCCGGGAGGUUGUUGAGUACAUGUCGGAUGCCCGGUCACACCUGUGGAGUAUGCGGAGAAGCAAGGCUAACUUCUUCCGUCUUAUGCAAGUCUUCUCUGGACUCAUUGCUGCAGGAAAGUGGUUUGGUGAUGUUUGUCAAUGGAAAAACCCAGUCACAACAGUUCUAGUCCAUGUGCUGUUUAUCAUGCUUGUCUUCUAUCCAGACCUUAUCCUCCCAACGAUCUUCCUCUACAUGUUCUUGAUAGGGUUGUGGAAUUACCGGUUCCGGCCACGUUUCCCACCUCAUAUGAACACAAGGAUAUCCCAUGCUGAUAUGACGAACCCAGAUGAGCUUGAUGAAGAAUUUGACACAUUCCCAACUUCAAAGAGUCCAGACCUGGUUAGGAUGAGGUAUGACAGGCUACGGCAUGUUGCUGGGAGGAUACAGACAGUUGUUGGGGAUAUCGCAACUCAAGGAGAGAGACUGCAGUCACUGCUGAGCUGGAGGGAUCCAAGGGCAACAUCCAUGUUCCUAUUGUUUUGCCUGCUUACUGCAGUUAUCUUGUAUGUGACACCAUUUCCAGUGAUUGCACUCUGUCUUGUUUUCUUCUUCAUGAGGCAUCCGCGGUUUCGUCAUAAGGUGCCAUCAGCACCUGUGAACUUCUUCAGGAGGUUACCUGCAAAGACAGAUUCUUUGCUGUAAAGACCUUCAGAGAUCAACUUCAAUGGUGUAUUUAUUUUUUGUUUUCAGUAUAUUGUUGUACGAUAGCAUUAAGGAAAAUACCUUAAUAUUUGUAAUUGUUGCUUUCCGUGAGAGAGCAAAAUAAGCUCAGAGUUCAUCAGAUAGUUUUCUUAACUUGAUAUUCAAAA
Oryza brachyantha (malo sina) is the source of this 3705-nucleotide messenger RNA. Its product is annotated as FT-interacting protein 3-like. The record is from RefSeq and is a predicted model, not a curated record. Lineage: Eukaryota; Viridiplantae; Streptophyta; Magnoliopsida; Poales; Poaceae. The transcript has 2 exons. Bases 497 to 3538 code for a protein of 1013 amino acids.